AUCGACCGGCAGGUCUGCGCCUCAUUAUCACCACUUCAAAGUGUUGCCCGUGUUGACCGUGUUGUUGCCCACAGGUGCCAGUGGCCCCAUCUCAGCGUCUACAACUCAACGCUGCACUUUCACCAUAUCUCCGGGAGUAGAUAACGAGUUAGAUCAAGGGCAGGGCAGGCCCGAUGCCGAGGAACGUAGAUUUUGGCGCCGCUGGCACGGGGGUGACAAGCUUGGAGAUUGCCAGGAGCCGCCUGCAGUCGGCGGCGGGCGCUGCCAUUCCUGGCGCGGGGACAGGCAUUGCGCUGCAGCGGUGUGUGCUCGAGUGGUUGGUUGAGCUUGGGGUCAAGGAAAGUUUUGCCGGAGGCUACCAGCUACAUGCAGUGAACGCAGCACCGCUAGGAGAAGCAGUAGUUGCAGCAGUGGCAGUCAAUGGCCAGCUUCGAGCGCUGUACAAGACCCCUGGCUACACAAUGGCGCAGCUACUUCAGCAGCUGGUGGAAAAAGGGCUGGCAAAACUUACCUUCAGUGGGACAACAAAGUACGCGGCGGCACUGCCAGGGCCCCUGGUGCAGCAACUGGUGGCAGCCGAGGUGGGAGCAGAUGCAUCACGGCGUGACGUGCAGCACACGGCGGCUGCAUACAGCGGCAUCAACGGCCGCAGCACGGCAUCCGUGGCAGCUCCGGCUGUGCGAGUAGACCACAUGCCCACUGUGCAGAUGGUGACUAGUGAACAGCAGGCGGCGGUGGCCGUGGCGCGCCUGAUGGCUGCCAGAGAAGUUGCAAUGGAUUGUGAAGGGGACCUGGAGCGCGGCGGCAGCAUCGCCCUCAUCCAACUCUUUGCCCUGCCAAGCAGCCACGGCAUUGCUGGCAGCAGCAGCGCCCCCAGUGCUAACGGCAACAACACCGCGGCGGCUGCCUGCUACGUGUUUGACGUGCACGCCAUGGCAGAGGGCGAGCGGCAGGGGGCGAUGCGCAGCCUGGCACGCCUGCUGGAGAGCCCCGACACA
Molecule: messenger RNA, 998 nt
Organism: Chlorella variabilis
Lineage: Eukaryota; Viridiplantae; Chlorophyta; Trebouxiophyceae; Chlorellales; Chlorellaceae
Exons: 2
Molecular function (GO): nucleic acid binding
Source: RefSeq, a predicted model, not a curated record